AUGGAUGUAAGAUUUUACCCGGCUGCGGCGGGCAGCUCGCUUCCCGGAGACCCCUCCAACCUGGACUUUGCCCAGUGCUUGGGUUACUACAGCUACAACAAGUUUGGAAACAAUAACAACUACAUGAACAUGGCAGAGGCAAGUAAUGCAUUUCUUGCUGCAAAUGAGCAGACAUUCCACACACCGAGCCUUGGGGAUGAGGAGUUUGAAAUCCCACCCAUUACGCCCCCGCCGGAAUCGGACCCUGCACUGGGGAUGGCAGAUAUACUGCUGCCCUUUCAGGGCCUUGGUGACCAGCUGCCUGCACAAGGAAAUGAAUUUACGCCUCAGUUUCCCCCACAGAGCUUGGAUCUUCCCUCUAUUACGAUAUCCCGAAAUCUUGUGGAGCAAGACGGCGUCAUCCACAACAAUGGAUUGCAUAUGGAUCAGAGUCACACACAAGUUUCUCAGUACCGCCAAGACCAUUCUUUGAUUAUGAGAUCCAUUGUCCACAUGACUGAUGCUGCUCAUUCAGGAAUUAUGCCUCCCUCUCAGCUCACCACCAUUAACCAGUCUCAGCUAAGCGCACAGCUGGGGCUAAAUUUAGGAGGCACUAACUUGCCACACACUUCUCCCUCCCCUCCUGCAAGUAAAUCAGCCACUCCUUCCCCAUCCAGCUCUAUAAACGAAGAAGAUGCAGAUGAAUCAAAUAGAGCUACUGGAGAAAAAAGAGCUGCCCCAGAUUCUGGCAAGAAGCCCAAGACUCCAAAGAAGAAGAAAAAGAAAGAUCCCAACGAGCCACAAAAGCCAGUGUCAGCAUAUGCCCUUUUCUUCAGAGAUACACAAGCUGCAAUUAAAGGGCAGAACCCGAAUGCUACGUUUGGAGAGGUUUCAAAAAUAGUGGCAUCAAUGUGGGACAGUUUAGGAGAAGAACAAAAACAGGUUUAUAAAAGAAAAACUGAAGCUGCCAAAAAAGAAUACCUAAAGGCACUUGCAGCCUAUAGAGCAAGCCUUGUUUCCAAGGCUGCUGCAGAGUCUGCUGAGGCCCAGACAAUUCGUUCUGUCCAGCAAACAUUGGCAUCCACAAAUUUGUCUUCCUCCCUUAUUCUGAAUACUUCCCUCUCUCAACACGCAACAGUAUCGGCAUCUCCUCAAAGUCUUCAACAGUCCCUUCCCAGAGCAAUUGCUCCAAAACCUCUGACCAUGAGACUGCCAAUGAAUCAGAUUGUAGCGUCUGUUACCAUUGCACCAAACAUGCCAACAAACAUUGCAGCUCCAUUGAUAAGCUCUAUGGGAACAAAUAUGGUGGCAACACCAUCUUCAUCUCAAGUAAGUCCCUCAAUGCAAAGCCAGCAGCACCAGCUCCAGCAGCUCCAGCAGCAACAAAUGCAGCAGAUGCAGCAACAGCAGCUACAUCAGCAUCAAAUGCAUCAGCAAAUACAACAACAAAUGCAACAGCAGCAUUUCCAGCACCACAUGCAACAACAUUUGCAGCAGCAGCAGCAUCUUCAGCAGCAAAUUAAUCAACAGCAAAUGCAACAGCAGCUUCAGCACAUACAGCUUCAGCAAAUGCAGCAGCAGCAAAUGCAGCAUAUGCAACACCAGUCACAGCCUUCUCCUCAGCAGCACUCUCCAGUAGCCUCUCAGAUCACAUCUCCCAUCCCUGCCAUUGGGAGCCCUCAGUCAGCACCUCAGCAGCACCAGUCACAAAUACAAUCUCAGACACAGACUCAAGUAUUAUCACAGGUCAGUAUUUUCUGA
Molecule: messenger RNA, 1740 nt
Organism: Cygnus atratus (black swan)
Lineage: Eukaryota; Metazoa; Chordata; Aves; Anseriformes; Anatidae
Gene: TOX3
Product: TOX high mobility group box family member 3
Exons: 7
Coding region: 1-1740 (579 amino acids)
Biological process (GO): regulation of transcription by RNA polymerase II
Cellular component (GO): nucleus
Molecular function (GO): chromatin DNA binding
Source: RefSeq, a predicted model, not a curated record